Molecule: messenger RNA, 387 nt
Organism: Staurois parvus
Lineage: Eukaryota; Metazoa; Chordata; Amphibia; Anura; Ranidae
Source: the annotation of a GenBank genome assembly
AGAAGUAACUGGAAGGAUCGAAUUGUUGCUUGCAGAGCCCUCUCCCGUCUUCAUGGGGACAUCAGCCGGGACCUGAAGAAUAAACUGAGCCAUCUGAUGUGGAAUGACUGGAGUCCUGCUGUGCGUUGGACAGCUGCCAAAGCAUUGGGUAGUCUUGGUCAAGGAAAGGAGGUGCAUGACCAAUUAAGGAAACAUUUAGAAGGUGACAGUUGGAAAUCAAAGGUGGAAGCCUUGUCUCUCAUUGGCUGGCUACAGAUCAUGACAGCCCAGCUGUUUCCAGGAUUCCUGCAGUGUUUUACUAAUGACUUUGCUGCAGUUCGCAGACAGGCCUGUCGGACUGCAGGUGUACUUCACAUUAAAGAUGAGAUGGUCAUGGAACACCUCUAC